UACCCAUCACGGUCAUGUUCAUGAUCAAGAACACAUUGCUGAUAGAGGGUUCGUGGCCCCAAUGGAUUGCUGCAUUCGAAAUCUUUUUGAUGUCAUUCGUGGUCGGUCUUGAGAGAGGAUGGACAUCGCCUGCUCUCGCAAUCCUCCUCAGCUCAACCUCUCCCAUGUCAACGACAGAAUCAGAAGGAUCAUGGAUCGCAUCGCUUCUCAACAUAGGCCGAGGAGCUGGAGCUAUCAUUGGAGCAAUCGAUGUGGAGUUAGUCGGUAGCAAGACAUCUGCCCUCCACAUUGGCAUCGUUCAGACAGUGAGCUUUAUCUCUCUCGGACUAGCUGACUCUGCCGUGUGGAUCCAAGUAUCAAGACUCAUCGGGGGGCUAGCAACAGGCAUGUUCUUCAUCUCCUUUCCAUUAUACAUAGGAGAAAUCUCCAAUCCUAUUAUUCGAGGUGCUCUCGUUGGUGUAAUCGCAAAUGGAAUGUCAAUUGGCUACGUCGUGGGCAAUCUCACUGGUGCUUACAUGUCGAUUCCAAUGUUUGCUGCAUUUGCAUUAGCUGUGACAGUUCUAUUUCUUAUAACAUUCUACUGGCUUCCCAAGUCCCCACACUAUCUGGUACUGACAGACCAAGUGGAAGAGGCUAGUGCUGCGAUUAGAUGGUAUCAGAGAAAUGCUGAUGUUCCGAAUGAAUUGACAUCACUUCAAAUGUUCAUCAAGGACAAGCGAUCGAUGACGUACAAGAAUCUGUGGAAUGAAUUCAUGCGUCCGCACAAUAGAAUUGCUCUGAUUAAAGUGAAUACCUUGUAUGUUCUGAUGCAGCUGAGUGGAUUAUACACUGUUGGCUUUUACAUGGAAAUUAUCUUGACGAAAGGAGAGAUACGAGUAAUUGCGCCGGCAAUGGCUGUCAUCGUUAUAAGCUCGAUUGGAUUAGUCGGAGGCUGGAUUGCACUGUUUACUAUCGACAAAUACGGAAGAAAAUUAGUGUUGAGUGCAGCUGCUGUGGGACUUGGGACAGGGUUAGUUGGUAUAGCUAUCCAUUAUCAGCUAUUGGAGGUAGGUUUUGAUCCUGCAUCUCUUCAGUGGCUGAUCAUCGCUUCGAUCAUACUCUUGGAAAUGAGCAUCAACCUGGGGAUCAUACCUAUUCCCAGCACUAUUCUGAGCGAAAUUUUUUCCCCGAAUAUCAAAAGUUAUUGCUCUUGUAUUUCCAAUAUUACAUCGGGAUUCGUUGCGUUCUUAGUUACACAAACGUAUCAGAUGCUAAUUGAUUGGAUUGAUUAUUACACUUAUUAUCUAUAUGCGUUGAUGAUGUUUCUGUUGGCUCUGUUUAUGAUGACUAUGAUGCCGGAGACGAAAGGGAAAUCGCUGCAAGAGAUUCAGAAUAUGUUGCUAAAGAAGUGAAGGAUUGAAAAAUUUAUUGUUUAUUACAUGUGUUAAUACCCAAGUUGAUGAAUAUAUACUAACUGUAUGAGGUACCUAUCGCUUGUAUAUAUUAUUUAAAUUCAGAACUUCGAAAGGGCUAAGACUUAUUCGAUGACGUCUCUGCAGGAUCAUUAAACAACAGAUAAUCUCUCUGUAGAAAAUCUUGCUCUUAUCAUCAUAUUUCACGGUUAAUUUAUGCCUUAUUAGUCUUUUUCUUUUUUCUAUUCAAGAGAUAUCGCACAGCGCGAUGUCAGUUACGGUUGCCCCAGGUGUUUUGCUAUUCAUUAUUGAGUAAAUAGUGCACGUGUGACACUCAUGAUCGAUUGUUCCUUCUUUUCUGUUGAGACUUGGCAAGAAUAACUCCUAUUAACAUUUUCCGCCUCGGAGUCAUCCAAAAUUUUUCUGCAUAUAUCACCGAUGAAUCUUACUCUUAUUGUUACUCUCAAACCAUAUCGACAAACUGUCAUUGAAAACCACAUCAUCCUACCGCAAUAUGGAAUAAUCAGCAUAAAUCUUAUCCAUGAAAUGAAUCAUCGCAUAAACGAGGAUUUCGGCACAAUUGUGAUGUAACAAGCCAAUGGUGAAGAAAAUUCUACAAGUACAAUACAAUGCUUUUCCUAUUUCCAGA
This is a messenger RNA of Diachasma alloeum, 2040 nucleotides long. RefSeq names its product facilitated trehalose transporter Tret1. The coding region runs from base 15 to 1391 and encodes 458 amino acids. The record is from RefSeq and is a predicted model, not a curated record. Gene Ontology annotation, biological process: transmembrane transport. Gene Ontology annotation, cellular component: membrane. The transcript has 2 exons. Lineage: Eukaryota; Metazoa; Arthropoda; Insecta; Hymenoptera; Braconidae. Gene Ontology annotation, molecular function: transmembrane transporter activity.